ACAGUAUAUCUGUCAGCUAACUAUAAGUCCGUUGAGCUGAGUCGAGUGUACAUCAGUAAGGUGAAAUAGUAAGCUUGCUCCUCUGCCUCGCUGCGUGCUCCUCUCAUUGGUUCGUGUUGGUCACGUGACCCGAGUACUGCUCUCUGAUUGGCUGGUUGAACUGGCUGCGUGCUUGCGAGGAGAGUAAUCACAGAGGACCCCCCUACGUGGUAUCGUGUGAAAAACGUGGUCACAGCUCUCAGCUCUCUCGGCGGCCUCCAGGAGCAGGCUCAAUGAAAUCAGCCCGGAAAAACAGAAUCAUCGACGUUUUAUAGUCUAAUGUUAUGAAGUGGGGAACAGACUUUUUACCCUUCGCAAUUAUAAUUCAAAAACUUUAAUCCUCCCUUAUUUAUAGGGUUAGAACUGGUUUUCAAGGUUUGAGUUUGACUCCGGAUAAUUCUCGAGGUUAGAACCUAUAACUAUAAUUGAGGUAUUGACAGGGUUUCAAAUUGGGGAGUUAAAAGGACGUCUAUACAAACAUCUGAUUUGGGAACGAACCAGUUUCAUGUCAAUUAAAGAAUAUCAAUGACUGAAAUUAACCAAGAAAGUCCACCAUCCUAACUGCUUUAAAGAGAAGGUCUAAGGAGAAGGUCUAAAUAGUAGUUCUGAAGAAUUGGUGGCAAAAGUCCAGCUGUCAAUAAAAGCUCUCUUUUUCCCACCGAGACAGACAGAUGAUGCACGGUAGUGCCAGCUAGGUGACUAUUGAUACUGCCACGCGUUACCAAUCACCCCACCGUGGGAACCGUGGGCCCUGUGCCGGAACUGCGGGCCCUGUGUCCCUGAAUUGCGGCCCUGUCCCGGGCUACACGCGUGUAUAUAUUCUACCUGUCAAAUUGUGUCGCCCCGGUGACUGUACCGGCAGUGAGAGGGAUUGUUGGGGAGGUUAGCGGUAUACACAAAGAUAUAGCUGUACAGACCCACUGAAGUGCUGAGCAGCACUAUUUGGUGAAUUAGCGGAUUUGAUGAUGUCAACCCCCUAUUAUUCUCCUCUCUUCAUAACACGAGUUGCCCGACCGACACACAACAAUGACAAUUUGUCCGCUGAUAAAGUUCUCCUAAGGGUAUCCUCGUGUCAGCUAAUGAGAUCUCACUUAAUUACCGGGUCAGGUCACGUGAGCAGCAAAUAGCUUUCCAGACAGAGGUUUAUGGGCUGGUGGGGAGCUGGUAUUGGUGGUUUCUCCUCAUUUACAUAAAGCUGGCUGCAGUGAGCUUGAGGGCGGGAUAAGUAAUGUUUCUAAUUAAAGUGUCAUUCAGGUCAGGGAUCAGGGGCGUACGUGUAGAACACUGUGGAUUUCAUUACGUGCCGCUGAAACUAAUAGGAUUAGAGUGGUUUACAGUGGCAGCUUGCUGGAACCGGUUCACUGUGGAGAGGGAAAGUGGUGAAAAAUGAGCAUCUUUACCUUUACCACCUUUACCACCUUUACCACCUACUUCAUAGGAGUUAGGAUCCCACUGCUUGGGGGCCGGCAUGUUUAAAAUCGUGAGCCGUGGCUAAAUAACAGCAAUCGUGUUAAUAUUAUCAUUAGCUCCCGUCUAUACUUGUUGUUGGAUCAUGUUUCAAGACUGUCAGCUCAACUUUCAACCAGGUUUACCCCCCAAAAUAGCUACGUUAACUACUCGACAAACUUUUCCCACACUCCGGAAAUAUUCAGCGUUUUCAAUUUGUCGCGGAAUCGUGGGAAACAUUAAUCCUUGCUGCUCUGAUCUGAUUGGUAGAUGCCAUGCUCCUGGGAUCACACCAUGCCCCGUGAUUGGUCAACGUCACUUUCCUGUCCUCUUAUUGGUGGAGGUGCUCUCAGUGGAAAGAUCCAGGGCUACUAUAGCUAUCAGGGAAUAUCAUACUUACAUCACCCUCUAAUUGAAUAACUGGAAUUACGAGUAUCGUUUGACCCCUGAGGGGCUGCAGUGACACACUUCCAGGGGAACAUACCGGAACUUGAUCUGGUGUGUCAUUAGCAAAACCAUCUGCAGUACAAGUGAAGUCACACUGCUUGCUCAUGACGUCACCAUGAAGGCGGGUGACGUCACGAUAAAACCAGAACGUGCCUGACAAUCCUGAUAUUCGGUCUACCGCAGCGUGCGUGUCGCACGCGUUCUCACGCUCUCACUACAGCAUCUCCAAUUUUCCCACGCGAUGGCAACUCAUUAAUAGCUCCUGCAGAAAGCUCGCCGCUCCAACUCGACAAGUUCUCAUAUUGGUCAGACUUUCUCGUUCGCUAAUCUGAUUGGUCGAGCCGUGCCGUUCUGCGACGUGAUUGGUUAGUGGAGGGUGUAGAAGCUCGUUCCCACGGUGAGAUGGCCAGGGGGCAUGCUCCCUCCCUCCCUCCGCCUUCUCUCGUAAAACCCUGCUCGUUGUUUUUGUCACUGAGAGGACCGCAGCUCCGUAAAAUGAUAACAGACGAGGGUUGCAAGUUGCCCAAACCACUAGUUGAAAAACGACGUCGAGCCCGUUUCAACAAGAGUCUAGAAGAGUUGAAACAUUUAGUUCCCGAAAUGGCCCACGGGGCAAUCAGAAUGGACAAGGCAGAUAUUUUGGAGUUAACAGUGUCACAUUUGAAGGCUUUACAAGAAGAAUGUGCGAGCGAUAUGGACGGCAGCUCAGAUCCGUCGUACAAAGACGGUUUCAAACGGUGUAUAGACGAAACAGCUAACGUCAUCCUCAACACGCCCGUACCUGAGGAAAUCAAGCAGCAUUUCAUCACACAACUCAAAGUCCUGUCCCUGGGCCAAGAGAACUACUCGCCCCUGACCCCUGAGUACGAGCGGCACGACCUCAACAAUCACCCCAAGUACAACCCCCUGGCUAACAGUUCGGGGGUAUUCGCCCCCGGCUCUCUUUUCCCCUCCGUAUCACCUCUCUCAACCACUACCUCUCCGUUGCAGCUCAACUCUUCCCCCUUCGAUCAAGACAGACAGAGUGCGUUCAACACGGUCGAGAGUCGGACAGUUAUCAAACAGGAAAUUCACAGCCCUGAACAGUCACAACAAAACAGUAACAAAGCCAACGGAAUCUGGAGACCGUGGUAGCGAACGCUUUUCUCGUUGUUAGGGGAGGUGCGACGGAUAAUUUUGAGGACGAAUAAAAAAUCGCCAAUUUGUUCAAAUCAAAAUUAUGGUCGUAUCCCCCUAGUUAAGCGUGUCGUCAUUUUUAGUUCUGUUCGAAAAAUAAUGUCCAUGUUCGACAUUCCGAUACAAACAUGUGUGCAAGAGUUGUGAAAGAAAUAAUAUUUCGUUUUACGUUGAAGAAAGUUGAAGUAGAAAGAGAACCGAUGACGAUUUAUAUUUUGACAGUUUUAUUACAGAAAUGUUCUGACAUAUAAUGCUGAUAAUUGCGAGACGUUAAGUGCGUUGAACUUCAAGAUGUCCGCCUUGCUUGAUGUCUGAUUGUAACCGAAGGUCAAAGCAUACAACCGCUUUCCAGCUUGUAAAUAGUUUUGUAUAAAAUUAUGGAAUUGAGUUUAUUGUAAAUAUUGCUUUGUGGUUUUAUUUAUAAAGAGUUAUUUUAGCUUUAAAGAACGUUCAA
Messenger RNA from Bolinopsis microptera, 3562 nucleotides. Its product is annotated as enhancer of split m7 protein-like. Bases 2335 to 3066 code for a protein of 243 amino acids. The record is from RefSeq and is a predicted model, not a curated record. The transcript is spliced from 4 exons. Gene Ontology annotation, cellular component: nucleus. Gene Ontology annotation, molecular function: protein dimerization activity; DNA-binding transcription factor activity, RNA polymerase II-specific; RNA polymerase II cis-regulatory region sequence-specific DNA binding. NCBI's taxonomy places the organism in Eukaryota, Metazoa, Ctenophora, Tentaculata, Lobata, Bolinopsidae. Gene Ontology annotation, biological process: regulation of transcription by RNA polymerase II; regulation of neurogenesis; anterior/posterior pattern specification.